AUGUACUUUGUCUUGAUGGAUGAGGAUUCUUCUAACGGUGUACCAUGCACCGUGUCCGUCGGCAUGGACGAUAUCGCACAAAGGGUACAAUUUGUGCCCCAAAAGACACUUCAAGACAUCGCCCGUGGCCCGCUCGUUCAGUACGCAUUGACGAAAGUGAGCCGGGUGUGGCAGUCUCUGCUCCAAACACUAUCAACUCCGUCCCUCUCGCAUCAGCAUACCUCGGCUGCUUGCACUGCGGUCAUUGCAUUUAUUGAUUCUUCGAUCAAUUCCCAAAAUGAGGAGACCAAGCGCUUGAUGCUGAUAUCCGACAAUUGGCUAGCUCUAUUUCAUGUAUUCUUGAAUCGAUACGAAGAUGCCAAGCCGAAGCCUUUGAGGCAGUUGUUGGCCUCACUAACCUCCAUUGUGGCUAAGCAUUAUCAUGGACCCAACCGCAGAUUGAUCCAGAGCAAGAUUGUCGAGGCUGUAAUUCCUAGCAUUGUGCUCGGCGAACCAAGAUCGCGAUUGAAAGGCUGCCUGGUGUGCCUGGAGCUGUUCGUUCGCAAGGGCGCCAUUCUCCCUUCCGAGCUCCUCCAGUUGGCCCGCCAGUGGCUCGCACCAAACAUGGAAAGAUGCGUCUCUGUUUUUGGAAAGGACUCUUUUGCCCUAUUUCUCGGCAAUCAACCGACCAGCAGUAUCACACCGGACGAGCUGUCCGACGAAAUGGCGGCAAAGGUCUUCGUCUUUGGACUCCUCACUCAGACCAACAAUAAGGAAAUGGCGCCCUCAUCAGGUGGGCUGUUGAAAGCCUUCCUACAAAGGAUGAAGACCGAACCUAUGCCCGAUGUAUCGCAGCACGAAUUGUCGACUAUUUGGGUCACUCCUGCCAGGCACUUGGUUCUUCAGAAUAUGAAUACUCUCGAAACACAGUGCAACCAGCUUUUGGAGCCUUUAUUCACCGUUGACCCUAGUGGGUUUAGGAUCUUUGUCGAGACGCUCCCUUUGAAAAGCCUGCUGCAGGGUGAUAUGUCAGAAGCUCCACUCGACGAGUACAUGUUGUUGUUUGCUACUCUUCGAGUUGGCAAGAAGAUCAAUCUUGUCCAUGAUGACCGUAAGAGUUGA
This is a messenger RNA of Penicillium lagena, 1101 nucleotides long. RefSeq names its product Armadillo-like helical. The transcript has 2 exons. The record is from RefSeq and is a predicted model, not a curated record. NCBI's taxonomy places the organism in Eukaryota, Fungi, Ascomycota, Eurotiomycetes, Eurotiales, Aspergillaceae. Bases 1 to 1101 code for a protein of 366 amino acids.